CGUAGAUAUAAAUACCCCUUUUUUUCCCUUCUCAAAUUCUUCAUAAAAGCAAAAAAAACACCACACACAAAAAACAACACGGAAUUCCAACAACUUUUUAAAAAGUAACAGGAAAGAAAAGAAGAAAUGUCUUGCACCGUCGCUAUUUCAAACGCACCGGCAUUUACGCCGGUGACGAAUUCCCUCCUCUGUCGAUCAGCUUCAUUUUCAUCUUCUUCGCCUUCUUCCCCUUCUCGUAAACCAUCUGUAAGGUUAACGAGGUUUCCUUCAUUUACCUCUUCUACGUUGUUAUUACCUCAGCCUUCACAAUUGGGAUCUCUUUUGAUUCAGAAACCUUCAUCAGUCCCAACAACAAUUAGCGUUGUUGUAAAUUCUGAUGAGUGUGCUAGUUCUGCCGUGAUUUGUACGUCUCCUACGACGGUUUUGAAGAGGAAGAGACCUGCCAGGUUGGAUAUUCCGGUUGUUGCAACGGACUUUGGGAAUUUUCCGGCUAGUCCAUCGGCUGCGGCAGAUUUUGUGGAGGUUGAGGGUGAUGAGUAUACGGUUUGUUGUAAGCGUGGAAGGAGAGGUGCUAUGGAGGAUCGUUAUUCUGCACUUGUCAAUUUACAAGGAAAUUCCAAACAGGGUAUUUUUGGUGUAUUUGAUGGGCAUGGAGGAACCAAAGCUGCUGAGUUUGCGGCAGAGCACUUGAAUAAGAACAUUGUGGAUGAACUAGUAAGGAGGAACGGCGAAGAUGUCGUGGAGGCAUGCAAAAACGGUUAUUUAAAGACAGAUUCCGAAUUCCUCAGCCAAGAAUUUCAGGGUGGAUCGUGUUGCCUAACAGCAUUGAUCAGGAAUGGUGAACUAGUGGUAUCCAAUGCUGGCGAUUGUCGUGCUGUUGUUAGCAGAGAUGGGAUUGCUGAAGCACUGACCUCAGAUCACAAGCCUUCAAGAAAAGAUGAGAAGGACAGAAUUGAGACUUCGGGUGGCUAUGUAGAUUGUUCUAAUAAUGUUUGGAGAAUCCAGGGAUCACUUGCUGUGUCGAGAGGUAUAGGAGAUCAGUAUCUUAAACAAUGGGUAAUCGCAGAACCUGAGACAACGAUCCUUGAACUUAAACCUGAAUUGGAGUUCUUAGUCCUCGCAUCUGAUGGUUUAUGGGAUAAAGUCAGCAAUCAAGAAGUAGUAGAUACUGCUAGGCCUUUGUGCACAGACAUUAGUGCGCCACAACCAUUGUCAGCCUCUAAAAAGCUUAUCGAUCUUGCUGUUUCAAGAGGUUCUGUUGAUGAUAUGUGUGUGAUGAUAAUUCAACUGCAGCAAUUUUGUUGACUGUCUAGUCGGGCUAAUGUGAUUUGUAUACUAGAUGCCUAAAAACUGUUGAAUAGCUGGAUGGAUUUGUCCUCAACUAACUACCCGGGACAAUGAUGAAUUGAUAAAUUUUACUAGCAAAAAGAUACCGGAUACCUAUGUAUAGCUCUUUUGAAAUUUUACCCUGUAUAGCGAAUUGCUUCUGUGGCUGAAUAUUUUACUGAGAUUCAAACUAAGACGUAGGCGACGAUGAUGGGAAUAUCCACUGUCUGUAUAUGAAUUUCCCAGUUUUUGUUUCUGGUUCAAAAGAAAUUUUCUUGUUUCUCA
This is a messenger RNA of Capsicum annuum, 1611 nucleotides long. RefSeq names its product putative protein phosphatase 2C 53. The coding region runs from base 127 to 1305 and encodes 392 amino acids. The record is from RefSeq and is a predicted model, not a curated record. Lineage: Eukaryota; Viridiplantae; Streptophyta; Magnoliopsida; Solanales; Solanaceae. The transcript has 3 exons. Gene Ontology annotation, biological process: protein dephosphorylation. Gene Ontology annotation, molecular function: cation binding; protein serine/threonine phosphatase activity.